CUCCUCCCCUCCCCGGUGCGGCUGGUCUCGGCUCUCCUCGGCUCUCCACAGCAGGCAGAGUCGGAAACGCGCAGCAGCGUCGCGGUUCCGAGGCUUCUCUUCGCUUUGCUCUCCCCCGGAGCGGCUCGCCCUCCAGCCCGCAGGCCAGCGGCGGAUCCUCGGCCUCCGGGACGGCCGGACGCGGCGCUCAGCGCAGCAGGCUCCCCCCCUCUGCCCCUCCGCGGUGGAAAGCCCCGGACGGAGGCCCGCGGUGUGCGCUCCUCCUCCCGCAGGCCUUCGGCCCGGACUCCCGUGUUUCUGCUGGAAAAUGGACGGAUUCACCGGCAGCUUGGACGACAGCAUGUCGGCGGCGAGCGUGUCGGACGUCAACGACCGGCUUUCGGCGCUGGAGCUGCGCGUCCAGCAGCAGGAAGACGAGCUGAUGGUGAUGAAGGCCGCGCUCGCCGACGUGCUCCGCCGCCUGGCCGCGUCCGAGGACGCUGCGGCGAGUAGGAAGCAGCACGGAGGAAAGGGCGGAGCCGCCAUGCGCGAGGCCUACUCCACGUCCUGCAUCUCCAACGGCGGCACGCCUGCACGCAAGAGAGACUCCACCUCCGUCACCAGGAAGGAGACGGUGUCGUCUGCCGCCAAGAGCGGCACAGAGAAGAAGAAGGAGGUUAGCACUCAGCGCUCCCACAUGGAGGAGAUCCAGGAGCAUGAAGAAGCUCCUCCCCAAAAGGAGCCGUCUCCCAAUCACUCGUCCCCCGUACCGUCCCCCCAGAGAUCGACCCCAUCCUCUGAGGGCAGCAAAGGCCACGUUCUUCCUAAAAGGGGGCCCAGCGUGAAGCGGUCUGCAGGCAUGGAGCGAUCUCAGAGCAGCACCUGGGACUCUGCAGAGAAAAACAGGAACAAGCUGGUGAAGGCGGCCUCCACCUCCAAGCUGCUGGCUAAAGCGGGCAAGAACGCCGACAGACACAAAGAUCCGGUAGUCAGCCAAGCCAAAAUGUCGACCCGAGAGAAAAACAGCCUGGCCGAGGGAAACGCCAUCAAGAUGUUCAUGCGUGGUCGACCAAUCACCAUGUUCAUCCCUUCAGAUGUGGAGAACUACGACGACGUUCGCACAGAACUUCCUCCAGAACGACUCAAGCUGGAAUGGGUGUACGGGUACCGCGGCAGGGACUGCCGGGCCAACGUCUACCUGCUUCCCACCGGAGAGAUCGUUUACUUCAUUGCAUCCGUGGCGGUUCUGUUUAACUACGAGGAACGCACCCAGAGGCAUUACCUCGGACACACCGACUGCAUCAAAUGUCUGGCCAUCCAUCCGGAUAAGAUCCGAAUUGCGACCGGGCAGAUCGCCGGAGUGGACAAAGACGGCCGGGCGCUGCAGCCUCACGUACGGGUCUGGGACAGCGUCAGCCUGUCCACCCUGCAGGUCAUCGGUCUGGGAACCUUUGAGCGGGGCGUUGGAUCUCUGGCGUUCUCCAAAGCUGACUCGGGUCAGCACCUGGGCGUCAUUGACGACUGUAACGAUCACAUGUUGACGGUUUGGGACUGGCACAAGAAGUCAAAGGUCGCGGAGAUCAAGACCACUACUGACGUGGUUCUGGCUGUUGAGUUCCACCCCACUGAUCCAAACACCAUCGUCACGUGUGGCAAGUUCCACAUCUUCUUCUGGACCUGGAACGGGAGCUCGCUGCUGCGCAAACAGGGACUCUUUGGGAAUCAUGACAGGCCAAAGUUCAUCCAGUGUCUGACCUUCCGGAGCAACGGAGACAUCGUGACCGGAGACUCUGCAGGACAGCUGCUGGUCUGGACCAGGAACUCCGCCGAGGCGCCUUCUGGAAAGGGACCUCAAGCCUUUCAGAUGAGGACGGACACGAGACCCAUGGAGGCCCACGAGAAAGGCGUGUUCUGCAUGUGCGACAUGAGGAGCGGCACGCUGCUGACCGGCGGCGGGAAGGACCGCCGGGUCGUCCUGUGGGACCACGAGCUGCACCAGGACCGAGAGAUCGAGGUCCCGGAUCAGUACGGGAACAUCAGGGCGCUGGCCGAGGGAAAAGGCGAGGAGUUCCUGGUCGGGACGACCCGCAACUUCGUCCUGAGGGGAACCUUCAACGACGGCUUCCAGGUGGAGGUCCAGGGACACACGGACGAGCUGUGGGGACUGGCCACCCAUCCAUCCAGAGAAGUGUUCCUGACGUGCGCCCAGGACCAGCUGGUCUGCGUCUGGAACUCCCUGGACCACAGCCUGCAGUGGAGCCGUACUCUGGAGGAACACGGACACUGUGCAGAGUUUCACCCCAGUGGAUCGGUGGUGGUCAUUGGAACCCACUCAGGAAAGUGGUUUGUUCUGGAUGCUGAGACCUCGGAUCUGGUGGGGAUCCACACAGACGGGAACGAGCAGCUGUCAGUGAUGCGUUUCUCAGUCGAUGGCAGCAUGCUGGCUGUAGGCUCCCACGAUAACUUUAUUUACCUCUACAACGUGUCGGAGCGAGGACGGAAGUACAGCCGGUACGGGAAGUGCACGGGACAUUCCAGCUACAUCACACACCUGGACUGGUCACCUGACAACAAGUUCAUCAUGUCCAACUCCGGAGACUACGAGAUCCUCUACUGGGACAUUCAGAACGGCUGCCAGCUGAUCCGGAACCGCUCAGAGUGUAAGGACAUCGACUGGGCCACCUACACCUGCGUCCUGGGCUACCACGUCUUCGGUGUUUGGCCCGAAGGUUCUGACGGCACCGACAUCAACGCGCUGAUGAGAUCCCACAACAGGAAGGUGAUUGCGCUGGCUGACGACUUCUGUAAGGUUCACCUGUUCGCCUACCCGUGCUCCAGAUUCAAGGCUCCCAGCCAUAAGUACAGUGCCCACAGCAGUCAUGUGACCAACGUCAGCUUCCUGUAUAGCGACAGCCACCUGAUCUCCACGGGGGGGAAGGACACCAGCAUCAUGCAGUGGCGUUUGGUCAAGAAGUCCUCCCUGUCCCUCACCGACGGCAUCGUCUCAAAGUCCGGCCCCCGCAGAGCCGACCCGCUCGUCGCCCCGGUCGCCGCCCCGUCUCCUCCGGCAGGAACCGCCGCUGCCCCUGAAGUGUCCGCCGGUACCCAGGAGCCGCCUCCGGCCGCAGACGUAGUCCCUCCGCCGUCUGAGCUGACCCCCCCUCUGUCCGAGUCCACGCCGCCGGCCUCAGACAGCACGGUGAGCCUGAAGGACAGCCUGGAGACCAGCGACGACACGGCCACGCCCAGCGACGAGGGCCUGCCCCCCCUCACCCCGCCCUCUUAGGGGGGGCCGGCUCUCUGGGGACAACGUCUGGGUUGUCAACCUGUGACGUCUGC
Messenger RNA from Fundulus heteroclitus (mummichog), 3318 nucleotides. RefSeq names its product echinoderm microtubule-associated protein-like 4 (gene eml4). The record is from RefSeq and is a predicted model, not a curated record. Gene Ontology annotation, biological process: microtubule cytoskeleton organization. Lineage: Eukaryota; Metazoa; Chordata; Actinopteri; Cyprinodontiformes; Fundulidae. The transcript has 24 exons. The coding region runs from base 308 to 3265 and encodes 985 amino acids. Gene Ontology annotation, molecular function: microtubule binding. Gene Ontology annotation, cellular component: mitotic spindle.